AUUCAACCAUCACAGGGUAACCCUAUAUUAUUCGGACGCUCGUGCCCCCGUUUGUACCCUGCCUGUAGGAGCACGUUGAUUGAUCUUCCUGAAAAUAUGUUCAAUAGAUGGGUCUGCCACUUUGCUUGUUGGCAGUGUAUGUGCAACUGCCAUAGUAAUCGGCUGUGUGGGAGUCUGAGCGUUGAACCUUCUUUUCACUCACUCUUAUUAUCUUGGAUUUGGUGUGUAAACCGUUGUUGCCAUGAAGCUGGUACGCAUUGUGAAGAUAAAGGCGAUGUUUCGCAGGUUGCAGUUUCCUGUGAAAAGGCACAAGGCAGUCAGUUCACAAGAGAACAUGUCGGGAAACAGCCUGGUUUUACCCAUAGUGCUGUGGGGCCGCCGCGCACCCACACACUGCAUCUCCAGUCUGCUGGUGAUGGACGACUUCGCCACCAUCAUCACAGGCUGCCAUGAUGGACAGAUCUGCAUCUGGGACAUGACGCCCGAGCUGGAGAUAAGUCCACGGGCCCUUCUGUUUGGACACACUGCUUCCAUCACCUGUUUGUCCAAAGCCAAUGUUGGCAGCGACAAGCAGUACCUAGUCAGCGCUUCAGAGAGUGGUGAGAUGUGCCUGUGGGACGUCAAUGAUGGCCGCUGCAUUGAGUUCACCAAGCUGGCCUGCGCUCACACUGGCAUCCAGUUCUACCAGUUCACCAUCGGCACCCAGCGCGAGGGCCGUCUCCUCUGCCACGGCCACUACCCUGAGAUCCUGGUAGUGGAUGCCACCAGUCUGGAGGUGCUCUACUCCCUGGUGUCCAAGAUCUCUCCCGACUGGAUUAGCUCCAUGAGCAUCAUCCGCUCGCACCGCACACAAGAGGACACUGUAGUCGCUGUGUCAGUCACUGGCAUUCUGAAGGUGUGGAUCAUAACUUCCGAUGUGAGCAGAAUGCAGGAUCAGGACCCAGUGUUUGAGGAGGAGUCCAAGCCCAUCUACUGCCAGAGCUGCCAGAGCAUCUCCUUCUGCACCUUCACCCAGCUCUCCCUGCUGGUGGUCUGCUCCAAGUACUGGAGGGUGUUGGAUGCGGGGGACUUCUCCCUGCUCUGCUCCGUGCCCAGUGAGAAUGACCAGGCCUGGACCGGAGGAGACUUCAUCGCCGCUGAUAAAGUCAUCAUCUGGACAGAGGACGGAUGCAGCUACAUCUAUAAGCUGCCCGCCAGCUGCCUGCCUGCCAGUGAGCAUUUCCGCAGUGACAUAGGAAAGACAACAGAGGGCUCCAUUCCUCCUCUGGUCUACAGCAUCGCAGAUCGCGCUGACAAACAGUGUACCUCUUCUGUGGUGUUUUAUUUUUGUUUACCUUGUCCGUGUCCCCCCCCCAUCCCCCCGUCACCCCCGCGUGGACGCCUGCGUCCCCAGGUAGAGGAGGGGUGUGAGGGGGAGCUUGUGGUGUGUCUCCCCGACGUGGCGGUCGACCCAGCGCUGUACACCCCUCAGCUGCUGUUCCUCCAGCGGCCUCUAGAGGCACCACUGCUCAUAUGCCCUCCGGUGACGCGCUUCUUCUACGGCCGGCGCGAGCCCUUCCACAAGCUGCUGGUGCAGGGCGACUCCGCCGGCUGCCUCUCCCUCUGGAGCAUCCCGGAGACCUCUCCUCUACAGCCCCUCUCCUCUGCAGCAGAGCUGCAGGUCACCUCCUCCAUCAGCUUGCAGGGUGCCUUCGACAAGCUCAUGCCCUGUUCGGCGGGCAUCAUCGACCAGCUGAGUGUGGUGCCAGGCUCCGAGGAGCCCAUCAAGGUGACGGCCAGCGUCUACAUUCCGGGGCAGGGCCGGCUGGUGUGUGGCCGAGAGGACGGCAGCAUCAUCCUGGUGCCUGCCACCCAGACCGCCAUCGUUCAGCUACUGCAGGGAGAGCACAUGCUACGCAGAGGCUGGCCCCCCCACCGCACCCUUCGGGGCCAUCGGGACAAGGUGACGUGUCUGCUGUACCCAAACCAGGUGUCUGCGCGGUACGACCAGCGUUCCCUGGUGUCCGGAGGCGUGGACUUCUCCGUCAUCGUGUGGGACAUCUUCACUGGCGAGAUGAAGCACAUCUUCUGUGUCCACGGAGGAGAGAUCACCCAGCUGCUGGUGCCGCCGGAGAACUGCAGCACCCGGGUGUCCCACUGCGUGUGCUCGGUGGCCAGUGAUCACUCCGUGGGCCUGCUGAGCCUGCGGGAGCGCAAGUGCAUCAUGCUGGCCUCGCGCCACCUCUUCCCCAUCCAGGUCAUCAAGUGGAGGCCCUGCGACGACUACCUGGUGGUGGGCUGCUCCGACGGCUCCGUCUACGUCUGGCAGAUGGACACAGGUGCGCUGGACCGCUGUGUGAUGGGCAUCACGGCCGUGGAGAUCCUGAACGCGUGUGACGAGCUGGCGCCGGCUACGGUGGACGCGCUCAACCACCCGGCGGUGAACCUGAAGCAGGCCAUGACACGCCGCAGCCUGGCCGCCCUCAAAACAUGGCCCAGCACAAGCUGCAGACGCUGGCCACUAACCUGCUGGCCGCAGACAACGCAGACAAGGGACAGCGUGAGGUGCCCGGGAGAAGCAGACAUCUGUCAAAUGAUCGAGCGUGGCGCGGAGCCUGCACGCCUUGCAGAGCUGAUUCGCUCGUUCCUCAUCAGCCAGACAGCCAAGCCAGGCCUCCUGAGCCCUCAUCCCCCAAACACCCCCCCUCUCCCCCUCUUCAAACUAGAGAAUGAGGGGAACCUGCCCAAGUACUCCCACAAUGCACUUGUGGUACAGGCCAUGAAGACCAACGUGACGGACUCAGACAUGCAUGUGCUUUUCUUCGACGUGGAGGCCGUCAUCAUCCAACUGCUGACGGAGGAGGCCCAGAGGCCCAGCCCCAUGCUGGUCUCCCCGGAGACGCUCCAGAAGGCGCCGGGCGGGGUGGACAAAGGAGGCUCCCUGCUUGCCAGCAAGAUCUUUAAACAGGUGAAAGAGACCAUCAAGGAGAAUAUCAAGGAGCAUCUUCUGGACGAGGACGACGAGGAGGAAGAGGAGAUGCGUCGUCGCGAGGAGAAGUCCAAGUCGCUCAGCCUGCUGGAGUACAACCUGACCAUGGACACGGCCAAGCUCUUCAUGUCGUGCCUCCACGCCUGGGGCCUGAACGGCAACCUGGACGAGGUGUGCCUGAGCCGCCUGGGCAUGCUGAAGCCCCACACGCCCAUCUCCUUCGGCCUGAUCUCCCGCGGCGGCCACAUGUCCCUCAUGCUGCCCACCUUCAAGGAGUCCCUGAUGAGGCAGCUGGCGCUGGGCGGCCCCGAGGACGGCCGGAAGCUGUCCGUGUCCGAGAUCGUGGGCAAGGGCACCUACGGCGUGUCGCGCGCCGUCACCACGCAGCACCUGCUGUCGGUCAUCUCGCUGGCCAACACGCUCAUGGGCAUGACCAACGCCACCUUUGUGGGCGAGCACAUGAAGAAGGCCCCCACACGCCCCCCCAGACCGGGCACCCCCGAGACCCUGAGGAAGACCGGCCCGCCGCCCCCAACCUCCAGUCCCGCUCUGCAGGCCCAGAUCAAACAAGCUGCUGCUGCCACUUCCGCGCCCGGCUCUGGGGCUAGUCUCACUGGCCCCGCUUUUCAUCCCUCUCCCUCAGUCAACGAAGACAAUGGAUGGAGCCAGCUGGCUGCCAUGCACUGUGUGAUGCUGCCAGACCUGCUGGGACUGGACAAGUUCAGACCCCCUCUGCUGGAGAUGCUGGCUCGCCGCUGGCAGGACCGCUGCCUGGAGGUGAGGGAGGCGGCCCAGGCGUUGCUGCUGGCUGAACUGCGGAGGAUUGGCCAGUCUGGCAGGAAGGACACCAUUGAUCUGUGGGCCCCGUAUUUGCCUCAGUAUGUGGACACAGUCAGCUCCCCCACAGCAACUGAGGCGCCGCAGCCAAUCCCACCACCCCCUGAACCGCAGCCAGUGGAGGUCAAAGUCCAGGAAGAGGAGAUAGACGUGACGGACGAUGACAUCACUGCAGGCUGUUUGUCCAACCUGCCUCCCAAUGCUAAGAAGAUCUCCAACUCUUACGAGGAGCGUCGGAAGCAGGCCACGGCCAUCGUGCUGCUGGGCGUGAUAGGAGCCGAAUUCGGCGCCGAGAUCGAGCCGCCCAAGCUGCCGUCGCGCCCCCGCACUGCCGGCCAGGCCCCCGAGGGCUUCGGCCUCACCACCGGCGGGUCCAACUACUCCCUCGCACGGCACACCUGUAAGGCUCUGACGUUCCUGCUGCUGCAGCCCCCCAGUCAGAAGCUCCCCCCCCACAGCACCAUCCGUCGGACAGCGAUUGAUCUGAUUGGCCGUGGCUUCACGGUGUGGGAGCCCUACAUGGACGUGUCGGCGGUGCUCAUGGGCCUGCUGGAGUUGUGUGCCGACGCUGAGAAGCAGCUGACCGGCAUCACAAUGGGGCUGCCCCUGAACCCUGCAGCCGACUCGGCCCGCUCGGCUCGCCACGCUCUCUCGCUCAUCGCCACGGCCCGCCCACCCGCCUUCAUCACCACCAUCGCCCGUGAGGUGCACAGACACACGGCGAUGCAGUCGCAGGGUUCGCAGUCCCAGCAGAACGUGCACACCACCACUCUGGCCCGAGCCAAGACUGAGAUCCUGCGCGUCAUCGAGAUCCUCAUCGAGAAGAUGCCCAGCGACGUGGUGGACCUGCUGGUGGAGGUGAUGGACAUCAUCAUGUACUGCAUCGAGGGCUCUCUUGUCAAGAAGAAGGGUCUGCAGGAGUGUUUCCCCGCUAUCUGCAAGUUCUACAUGGUGGGUUACUGCGACCGCAGUCACCGCAUCGCCGUGGGCGCGCGCCAGGGUUCCGUGGCGCUGUACGACGUCCGCACCGGCAAGUGCCAGGUAAGAACCGUCCACCCGUCCCUCCCCCUUCCUCUUACCCAGCCUCCUGCUCUGUCACUCUGGGGGGUAACUCCCCCUUGCCCUGCCUCCUGCCCCUCCGUGCCCCGCUGCGUGUGAGCAGGGCCGUGGGAGGUGGGGGCAGGUUGAGCGAGUCCGGUCGAUGGGCACCGUGGGCCGGCGGGGGCAGGAGGGGCAGGAGGGCAGCGCUCUGGCACCCUGGCAGGCGGUCCGUGCCAUCCUCUCAACCCGUGUGACCAGGCAUCAAGGGGGA
Molecule: messenger RNA, 5117 nt
Organism: Clupea harengus (Atlantic herring)
Lineage: Eukaryota; Metazoa; Chordata; Actinopteri; Clupeiformes; Clupeidae
Gene: wdr7
Product: WD repeat-containing protein 7
Exons: 31
Coding region: 242-4963 (1573 amino acids)
Cellular component (GO): cytoplasm
Molecular function (GO): protein binding
Source: RefSeq, a predicted model, not a curated record